AAUGAAUCACUAGUAGUUAAAAACAAUACAUUUCUUUUUGUAGAAUUCAAUAGUUACAAAAAACUGUUUAAUGAUUUGAUUCUAAUUUAAAAAGUUUAUAUAAAAAUUGUGUUAUAUUAAAGAUAAAUUAAGCACAAUGCCUUUGGCUGGUCCCAAUAAUCGGGAUCGUGUUAGAGAUCCUCGUGAAGAGAUACUAUUGGAGACAAAUUUCGAAGACGAUGGAGUUUUAACGCGAGCCUACAAUAAUAAUCCCUAUAACAAUCGUCGGCGUCCCACCUACCGUUCGGAUCAAUCACUUGAUCGUUAUACAGAACGUGAUGGUAGUGAAGGUGAUUGCUGUCAGUCAUGUAUGGCGCGCAUACCCUAUGCCACCCUAAUAGCGACACUAAUGUGUCUCUUAGGUGUUGGUAUUUUCUGUGGCACCAUGUAUCGAGGCGCUUCUUUAACCGUUAUUAUGGUAGAUCAAGUCUUUCAUUUGCGUUUAAUAUGGAUUGAAGCAGUGCAAAUGAUUUUUGUUACCAUUGCCGCUGCCAUGGCUGCUUUGGGUUUUAUGAUAUUAUUUGUUGGUUUUCUGGCAACUGGAGCGACUCGUUACAAGGUCUAUCGAGCAUGGCGUUCGCGUGUUGGCGGUCGUAUAUCAUGUGCAGUGCUAAUGGGUUUAACUUAUUUGCUUAACUUUGUGUGGACCUUAAUCUUGUGUUUUUUGGUUAUUUGCACCUUUAUUUACACCAUGUUCUGGAAUAUGUGCUCGAGUGUGGAGAGCUCUUCAAGCUGUAUAGAUUUAACACAAUUUCAUUUCAUGUUUCCCGCCAACACCAAACCGGAAGACAUGAAAAUAUGUGAAAAAUACGAAAUUAAGGCAUUCUGUAAAGAUGGCGUAGAAAAUGCCGAAGUUAUGUUCAUAUUGGCCACCCUGGCCACUCUACUGGUCAUACUCAGUCUGGUGCACUAUCUAAUGUGCUUGUCGGCCAACUAUGCACACAUACGGGAUCAUGAGAAAUUCCAGGAGUUGCAAGAAAUACAAAAUCUCAACGAACUAGAAUAUAGCGCCACAUCAAAAGAUCGUUUCUAGGACAUAUUUCAGAAGAUUCAUUUUGAGCUUAAGGAGAAGUAAGAAGAACAACAACAACAAUAACAAACAUAUAUGCCAACAUUAAUUUGUUUUAGCUAUCACAAUUUUGUUUAAAUAGACAUCAACAAAAUAUAUAACAUUUAUACAGAAAGACAUACAUACAUAUUUCAUUGUUUAUAUUAAUUAAUUAGUUAGUUAUUAUUAUAUUUAAAUUUAAGUUAAAAAAUUAUUUUUUACAUUUUCUAUUUUCAUUAUUUUUAUUUUAUUCAUUUUUUUUCAUAUUUAAUUAUUAGUUAAUUAGUUUAUUAUUAAACCAGUUUUUUAGACCGUUUUUAGGUCUUUAAACAACGAAUCAAAACAUAUCAAUUUAUUUUUAUACUUUUCAUUCUACAAUGACUACAAUGCCCUCCAGGUUUUUAAUUUCCUCCGUCCUUAGAAUAGGGUUCAACAUUUCUUAAAGAAAACUUUAAUCUGCCUAAAUAAAUUUUGUGUUUAUUUUGUAUUUUUUUUUUUCAUUAGUUUAAAUAAAAUGUUAUAAAUUAAUUAUUCAAAUGUGUGGGAAACUGUUAAUGUCUUCAAAACGUUUUCGCUGAACCAAAGAAUAUGAACCAAUUCGUGUCCGUAAUUCUACUGACGGUUUGCCAAGAUGUAGGGUUCAGUAAAUUUAGCAUUGAACCUAAAUUUUUUGCUUUUGAAAAGAAAAUAAUCCCUCCCUCUAUUCUGUACAUCGAAUCCGAGUAGUUUUCUGUAAGUCGAAUCCACAUGAUUUACUCGUUUUACUAUCGAGUACACAAACGUGUUUCCAUGUACAAAAUCGUGCGAUUUGCAAUUAUUCGUUUUUGAAAAUCACUCGUUUUUGAAAGCACUCGAUUUACGGAACAGGAGCCAAUACGUUUGUUAAAAAAAGUGUGGCAUUACUACCAAAAAUUUGCAACAACAACCGUUUGACAUAAAGCAGUGAUGUCAAAUAUGCGUUUUUUAUUAUGCUACAAUUACGAACUUAGCCAGUUCUUUUAAAUAAAUCGUUCUUAAAAACAUUUAAAUCUGUUAGCUAUUGAAUCAAUGCCAUUUUCAGGAUCUUAUAUAACAACCUAGCUAUGUUUUUUAUAUAUUUUGUUAUUUAUUUUAGCCAUUUAUUUUUUAUUUUGAUAUCUUUAUUUUAAUAAACAAAAUACACCAAACAUUAACACUUUACAUCCAUUUUUAUAUUGAUAUUGUGCUCAAAAUGAAUUCUUCUGAAUUUGCUUGUAAAAAUAUGCCACACACAUACAUAAUUUAAAGACAAGAAAAAAUGCAAAAUUUAAGUUUAAAUAAAAUUAAUAUAGAGACACAUUUAGAUUAAGUUUUUUUGGCAAUAAAAAAAAGCAGUAAAAUAUAAAGACUAAUUGAAAUUACGAAGAACAUAUUUGAAUUCUUUCAUGCAUUUCUUUCUUCUUCUAUUCUCUUCUAAUCACAUGUUUAUUACUAGCAAAAAUGUAGGCUUUUUUCUGCCCAUUGACACAUUAGAUUUAGUAAAAUGUAAUUUAUAUGAAAAGAAAAUACUAACUGUAAAUUUCGUUUUCCAAGUAUUUGAAUUAUUUUAUGCAAAAACAGUUAAAGAAUGAAUUCUCAAAGGAAUGAAUAAAAUACGUUUAAAGUUCUAAUGAAUUAAGUUUAUGAAUUAAUUCGUAUUUGUAUAAAAUCUUUCUAUUAACAAUUUAGAUUUAAAUCUAUUAAAUAAUUGUCAAAAAUAUUAUUAGAAAAACAAAUUUUCAAUUAGAAAAUAUGAUACUUUUAAGGUUAUGUUUAUAUUUCAUCCAGAACAUAUAGGUUAGGCUCUAUAGGCAGCCACUCAUCAAGCAGCUUUCUUGGGUCGAUUCAAAACUGAUACCAUUGUGAUACCCAAGAAGUAAAUUGCUGGAUAUUUAUGCGUCACAGAUUCAACUCAUCUAAACACGAGAGGAAGGGGGCUCCAAAAAUACGUUCCCUCGAGUUUGUCAGAGCCUGGAUUGGCAGAAUAGUUGGGUCACAGUCUGCUCCUCUUACAGCUUAUUUAAAUAUGAAAAGUAUUUAAUCAAAAUUUGGUUAUACAAUUGAGAUAAAUUUUUGAGGUUAUGUUAUGCAGUGUUUGGUAUGAAAAUUUUGAAAAAAUAUUAAAAUAAAACUAAUUUUCACUUUGAAAACAAGAUAUUUAAGAGGUUAUGUUUAUUAUAUGUCCAGAAAUUAAGAUGUUUACUUUGGAAUUUCUUUUUUUUUCCAGUCUUUAUAACUUUAAACUCAAAUCAAAAUGUGUCUAAUUAAAAAAUAUAAAUUAAAAUUUAGCCUAAUAUAUUUAAAUUUAAAAACGAAAUUAAUUGCAAUUUUAAAUUGUUUUGUAGUAACUACUCCAAAUCUUAAAAAUUUAAUUAAUAAACAACAAAAGCAAUAUACAUAAUUGGAAAGCUUUUAAUAAAAAAAAUUUAAAUGUACAACCACAAAAAAAACGAUUAACAACGAUUUAAUUUUGUACGAAAAUUGUAACAGAAUGUAAUUAAUAUAUGAACAAACUGCCAAUUAGACCUUUAAAUUAAAAAUUUUAAGUAUCAUAUUGACAUUAUGUAAAUAAAUGCAUGGCUAAAAUAAAGAUAAAAUGCAGAGUCAUUUUAUAAAACAAAAAAAGAUUCCUGUCCGAGUAACGUUAUCGAUUUUAAACGUUUUCAUAGUAUAUUUUGAAAUUCUGCAAAUCGUUAAAUUUACAUUAAAACCUGUUUCGUGCGAUUUGCUGAAUAUCAAUUUGACAAUUAUUCGUUUUUGAAAGUACUCGAUUUACAGAACAGGAGGUAUAUCUUAGUCCAUUUUUACAAUGCAGAAAUUGAAAAGCCGACAGAAAAAGUUAGUUGGCGAGGGAUAGAAGAGGUAAAGUGUGUGAAGUACAAAGAUUUAGCCAAGUUCAAAAGAGAAUUUCUGCAUUGUAAAGGAAGACUUAAUUGACAAUUAUCUAUUUACAAAACAUUUGGCUACAAAAUGCAUUGAAAUUCUUUAGAAUAUAAACUCUUUUUACUAAAUACUUACCAUCUACACUAACCCACUGUACUAUAAAAUAAAAAAAAUAAAAUAAAACAACUUUUUAAAUUUAUAUAAAAAAUAAAUUAAAUUGUAAUUAUCUAAUAUAUUGUAUAUUUUACAAAAAUUCUUUUUAAAUAAAAAAAAAAAAAUACUUUAUACAUUGAAAA
Calliphora vicina (urban bluebottle blowfly) is the source of this 4263-nucleotide messenger RNA. RefSeq names its product neuronal membrane glycoprotein M6 (gene M6). Gene Ontology annotation, cellular component: plasma membrane. The transcript is spliced from 5 exons. Gene Ontology annotation, biological process: neuron projection development. The coding region runs from base 137 to 1072 and encodes 311 amino acids. NCBI's taxonomy places the organism in Eukaryota, Metazoa, Arthropoda, Insecta, Diptera, Calliphoridae. The record is from RefSeq and is a predicted model, not a curated record.